AUUGUUUACAUCGAAGCCAAAGUCAGAGCCACAGGUGAAAAGAAGUGGCGUAUGUAUUGUGACUCCGUUCAACCCCACGUUCAACCGCAGAAUUCAUCAUCAUCACUAUUAUAUAUACCAGUUUCCUCGUAAAUACCAUGCAUUUAUGGUUAUUCCAUUUUCUGGAAAUUUACUACUGCUCAGCGCUGCUAAUACAUUGUCUACUUCAAACACCGGCUGUAUUAAACCAUGUUAUAUUCAAGCAUCAUAAUUAUGUAGCGCGGAUUUGCUGCACAUUCGGUGUCAAAGACUAUCAUCUGUUCGGGUGGCCUGUUCAUCGAAAUUGGCGUUUAAAUUGUGACUUUCAAAUUCGCUUCAAUUGGCAUGGACAUGAUGGAUGGUAUAUUGAAUAUAUGGAUGUAUGUAUUCACGUAUGGAGUAUGGUGUACAUUGUUGGGGCGGAGUGCAUUCGGUGCAAUGAGUGAGAUGAACCUACUGAGUGGUUCAUCAAGCUUCGAAGGCGUUGUUCAGUAUCGCUAUGAUGGUGUGACUGGUUUAAUCUGCGAUCAGGACUGGGAUCAUCUUGACGCGGAGGUGGCAUGUCGACAGCUUGGCUACCAGCAAGGACUGAGUCUAAAACCGGUAUCACUUGGACCAAUCUCUGGUUACAUCUGGAAUAGAGAUUUCGAUUGUAUAGGAACAGAAGAUCGCCUUGAGAACUGUACCUUCACAGAUGGGGACAUACCGAUCUUUCCGCCUUGUCCUUCAGAUCACAUCGCACAAGUCUCUUGUGGACCUCCCCGUGACUUCGACAUCCGAAUGGCGGGUAGUAACUUCACAGAGCAGGGUCGGUUAGAGGUUCACCUGGAUGGUGAGUGGGGCUCUGUUGCCGACAGAGGAUCGUUCGACGAGGAGACCCUUGGGGUCGUUUGCAGGGUACUGGGAUACCGGGACGGGUCGUCGUUCCGUACCAAUUCCGCGGGAUUCGGGAGAGGAGACGGACCAAUUCUAAUCGACGACCUGCAAUGUGAUAUGUAUACACGGGGCUUCAUUUUCUCUUCUUUAACAACUAAUAUAUCUCAGUGCAAUGUGAUGUUUACAAAUGAUAAUACAACUACGCAGAUUCAUCAAAACGACAUUGGUGUCGUUUGCUAUCCAUAUGAAUCAGUUGCAAAUCACCCUGUAAGAUUGAUCGAUGAAGACGGUGAAAUCAACCCCGAUUAUGGACGAGUUGAGAUCUACCACGAUGGGGAAUGGCGCUCCGUAUGCUCGGAAGAUUACCAUAGGUUUUACUAUCAAAUAUGUUUGGAACUGGACCCGGGAUGGGAUUUCAUCGGGGACACAUUGGAUCUGACGUCUUACAACUUAUCGACAUCCGCUAAACAGGCUUGGUUCGAUCUUCACGCAUGUCUUGGAGUUGAACGACUUUAUAAAUGUGACCACGGUGGAUGGGGUCAAAUCGGACAAUGUCCUGUUCAAAACAUUGCCGGACUGAGUUGUAUUCGGAUACUAACCACUAGAGAACCACCAACUUACCAACCCUCUCCUGGACCUGAGGCAUGGCUAUUCGUAGUCGUUGGCUUCGCAAUUAUCACGAUCCUUUUCUUCGUAGUCCUUUGCAUCUGGCGCUUAUAUAAAGGAAUCCAAGCCCAGACGAAUUCCACUUCUGUUAGGUCACAACCUACAGUCAACAUGGUCGAAGUCAGGGCAGUAUAUCCUUCAGCGUCGAACCCUGAUUCCACUGUUACUGAUUCAGCCCUUAGCUAUAACAACGACCUGCCGCCAUCUUAUGAAUCGGUUGUUUCUGGAUCGCACGCGCAGGUUAAGAGCAAUGACACAGAAACAGGGGAUCUAGGUGGUGACGUUGGUCAGGAUUGAUGUUGGUAAUAGUGGAUGAGACUGGAACUGAAGUACCCUUUCCAGAUACUCUUCCAGAGAAAGGGACACUCUCUGACUUGGAAUCAGUCUUUCAUACUUGGAAUCACCAAUCAGGUAGUAAUGAUGAUAUUGGUAGGGCUGGAACCGGAGUAGCCCUACCUGAUGAAGCCUAUAGUCUUUCUUUUAUGACGGUAAUUUCGGUAGGACUGGAACUUCAGUAUCCCCAUCAGAGACCCUUCCGGCCUUUGGACUUGGAAUCAGUCUUUCGGACGAGGAGUCACCAAUGGAACCGAAGAAGCCCUUCGUGAGGAACUCUAGUCCUUCCGACUUGAAAUCAGCUGUUAAUUAUGAUGAUGAUGAUGAUGAUUAUGGUGAUGAUGAUUAUGAUCAUAAUGAUGAUGAUGGUGAUGAUGAUGAGUUGAUGAUGCUAAUAGUGCUGUGGGCUGGAACUGACGUACUCCUUCAAAAGGAACCCUAUCAUAUUUCUGUCUAUAAAUCCAAACGACCCUCCAUUUUAAAGAUUUGUCCAAUGUAAUUUGUAUUCGAAAACUAUGCAAGAACGAAUUAUGGAAAUCAUUUGUCUAUUUCAUACGAAUCUUGAAUCCUUUUGGAAAGAAGAGUCAUUUAAAGAUAUAAUUGUUGAAUUACGAUAUGAUUGUUGAAAAGUAAACACCGACUAAAUUUACUCACUAUAAAAGGUAAUUCCUCUUUUCUAUUGCCCAACAAAAUGCAAUGAAUGUUUAUAUUGCAUUUAUCUCGGUAUUAAACUCAUUAAUGAAAUAUCGAUCCCAUUAAACGUGUGUCGUGUUCUUUUUAAAUGUAUGUUUACUUUUUGUUGGAAUUUCAAGUCUAUUAAUUUACUAUUUUCAUAUAUCUAAUAUGCUGCACCCCUAGGUACUUUCAAAAGUAGGAUUGUAAUUACUCUCAAAUGUGCGGCCAUCCCCGCUCCGCGAACGCAGACGAUCAUAACAAGCCCAAAUGUAUGUUGUUUUUUUCAGAAUGUCGAUUCAUAUAUGCAAUGUAUAUGUUGUGGUUGUACCAUGUAUUCAUUACACUCUAAAAACUGAAAUGCUAAAAUAAAUAUUUUGAAAGGCUGGAGUGACAACCUUCUCUAAAUGUUGCAUUUACAGACCUGCCAACCGUCUACAACCAAAAAAAGUAUUCUUAGAAGGAGAAAAAAGUAUUUUUUGACAAAAAGACAAUUUUUAAACAUUUGGCUCAACAUAACAAUCGGCUUUAAUCGCCAGCCUGUUGUAGUGAGAUCGGUGAAAAAACAUGUGAAAUGACCCUACUUAAAACUUGAUAAUUCACCCUUUUAAACAUGUGCUCGUAGGCGAGAAUUUACUUGUUCUUUUCAUGCAACAAGUUACUAGCCUGAUAGGGAUUUUUACCGGUCUGGAACUGUCAGACCGCCGCGGCACGAGAUGUGUAUAAUACAUACUCCAUGAUUGG
This is a messenger RNA of Lytechinus pictus (painted urchin), 3309 nucleotides long. RefSeq names its product neurotrypsin-like. The record is from RefSeq and is a predicted model, not a curated record. Bases 364 to 1857 code for a protein of 497 amino acids. Gene Ontology annotation, cellular component: membrane. NCBI's taxonomy places the organism in Eukaryota, Metazoa, Echinodermata, Echinoidea, Temnopleuroida, Toxopneustidae. The transcript has 8 exons.